Spinacia oleracea (spinach) is the source of this 1602-nucleotide messenger RNA. RefSeq names its product metalloendoproteinase 1-MMP. The coding region runs from base 266 to 1372 and encodes 368 amino acids. The record is from RefSeq and is a predicted model, not a curated record. Gene Ontology annotation, cellular component: extracellular matrix. The transcript has a single exon. Gene Ontology annotation, biological process: extracellular matrix organization; proteolysis; collagen catabolic process. Gene Ontology annotation, molecular function: zinc ion binding; metalloendopeptidase activity. NCBI's taxonomy places the organism in Eukaryota, Viridiplantae, Streptophyta, Magnoliopsida, Caryophyllales, Amaranthaceae.
AAUUCAAAGCACGGCAGAAUCUUCCUAACUUUCUCUCUCCUUCAAAUUAAACCCCAAAUGGUUGCUUCCACCCUCCCCACAUUCUUCUCUUACUCAUUUUUAUUUAUUUAAUCAUCUCAUUUUCACCAAUUUUUUUUAAAAACAUUCCUUAUAAACCUUAACAAUUAAUAAGAUUUUGAAGGCUCAACUUCCAACAUAACUAACUUUCCCCAUUUUUUGGAUUUGAUCAUUUGAUCAUCUUUUAUCUUAGCUUAGCCUGUUAGCCAUGCACUUUCUAUUACCCUUUUCGCUCUUCUUCUUCAUCUUAUUAUUACAACUACCUUCAGCCUUUCCCGCCAGAACUUUCCCGCAACCAACUAUCCCAAACUUUGACGCCACCACCGCCUCCGCCUUCAACUCCACCACCUCCACCCCGUGGGGCAACUUUGCAAAGUUUGCCAACCUCGAGAAAGGAAGCCACGUCACUGGAAUAUGCGAUCUCAAGACUUAUCUCAACCACUUCGGCUACCUCCCGGCACCGGCCCCCGGGAACUUCUCCGAUGACUUUGAUUCCGACCUCGAAUCCGCCAUCUUAACUUAUCAAAGGAACCUCGGUAUACCAGUCACCGGAAAACUCGAUAACGAUACUAUUGACCUCAUCAUGGCCCCACGUUGCGGCCUCGGCGAUUCCCAUAUGCAUAACUCCACUGCCAGCCGCCUCCACCAAACGCGUCGUUACGCCUUCUUUAACGGGGAACCACGGUGGAGUCAGUCUUCACCGAUGACUUUGACUUAUUCUUUUUCGCCGGACGAUACGAUUGCUUACAUCAGUCAGGAAGAUAUCCGGGCGGUGUUCGCACGCGCCUUUUCACGGUGGUCCGAGGUUAUUCUCGUAAAUUUCACAGAGAUACAAAAUUAUCGUAUGGCUGAUAUCCGUAUUGGGUUCCAUAGCGGCGAUCACGGCGACGGAGAACCGUUCGACGGCGAACUCGGAGUUUUAGCCCAUGCUUUUUCACCGGAAAAUGGAAGACUUCAUUUAGACGCAGCUGAAACUUGGGCCGUUGAUUUUCAAAGAGAACGGUCUAGGGUGGCCAUUGAUUUGGAAUCAGUAGCUACGCACGAGAUAGGUCACGUGCUCGGGUUGGCCCAUUCUUCUGUGAGUGAUGCUAUCAUGUACCCGAGUUUGAGACCGAGGAGCCGGAAAGUGGAUUUACGGGUUGAUGAUGUUCAAGGAGUCCAAGCUUUAUACGGGUCAAACCCGAAUUUUAAUUACGGGUCUUUGUUGGAGUCCGAUCAGGAAACUUUUAACAGCGGCGCCGGUGACGGUGGCAGAAGGACAGUAUUCGGGUUAUGGAUCGUCGUUUUCACCUUAACUCAACUCAUAUAUUUUUAGAGGGUCCAAAUGUCGAAUGUGAAUAAUUUUAUUUUUAAAAAAAAACGUGGGUCGUUGUUGUUGGUUGUUACAAAAUUUAGAUUGUAGAUUUUUCAAACCUUAUUUAUUAUUGGUUAAUUUAUACACUUAUAAGUUAUACAUAUAGAAAAGAGAUAUAGGAUCGAGUUCAUUCUUUUAUGAAAUGUUUUUAGUGGUACAUAUUUAUACAAUACGGGACGUACUUGUGUAUA